This is a messenger RNA of Branchiostoma floridae (Florida lancelet), 653 nucleotides long. Its product is annotated as neurogenic locus notch homolog protein 1-like. The transcript is spliced from 4 exons. The coding region runs from base 1 to 531 and encodes 176 amino acids. Gene Ontology annotation, molecular function: calcium ion binding. The record is from RefSeq and is a predicted model, not a curated record. Lineage: Eukaryota; Metazoa; Chordata; Leptocardii; Amphioxiformes; Branchiostomatidae.
AUGGAAUCCGAUGUAGACCACUGCUUCCCAGGAGCCUGCGAAAACGGCGGCACCUGUAUCUAUGGCCUCGACACCUUCACCUGCAUGUGCCAACCUGGCUUCAAGGGAGAGAGAUGCCAAACGGCUCCCUGCAGUGAAGAUUACGAUCCACCCAUGAAUGGCGCCGUUGCCUGUGCGCUGACGGACGACACGACAGGGGCCAUGUUCUGUACUGUCUUCUGUCAGGGUGACAAGGAGUUUGCCAUAGAACCUGCCCAGGCGUACUCGUGCCGGGCCGAUGGGGAGUGGUUCGCUGACUCCGAUCUUGUGGUGGGUCAGGGUAGUCCUUGGCCAGACUGUACAGGAAGGUACCGUCCCGGACGACCCCACUUUGUCGGAGACGUCCACUACUUCUACGGCAAUGACUGUCACAGCAGCGCAGCCGAAAUCAUCUCCAACUUCCAACAGCUCUUCAAUCAGCUGGUGUCCUCCCAACCAGGAGAGACAAGCACAGUCCGCCAACUGGUGGUGGAGUGUGGAGGGACGGCUUGACAGGGCCAUUCGAGGCAACCUGCCCCUGGCUUGAACAGGAUGUGAGGUCAGCCUUUGUUGAAUCGACUGAGACAGACCAACGACACUUAACCUUGCUCCAGAACUUUAAGUUGAGCUACUUA